This is a messenger RNA of Oppiella nova, 4357 nucleotides long. Lineage: Eukaryota; Metazoa; Arthropoda; Arachnida; Sarcoptiformes; Oppiidae. The record is from the annotation of a GenBank genome assembly.
AUUUUUCGGACAUUUAUUUAAUUAUCGAUUGAUUUGAACGGAAAAAGCGCUAAACUAUACACUCAUUAAGAGGUUAAUCGCUUGUCAUGUGAUGUCUGCGAAGUGACCACUCAUUUGACGAUCACCUCAACGCAUCUCAUGAAAUCAACUGAGAGUACAAUGUCUUGAUAGUGAUUAUCACUAUCAGUGGUAAGAAAUGAUUAGUUAAUUGGGGUUUGGAUUUGGGAUAAUCGGUAUACGACUGAAUGGUGGGUCGAGUAUGGGAUCAAAUGCAUCGGUACUUCAGUGGCGAUGUCACGGCUGUACCUAUUCGUUGAAUCCGACCGAACGAUGGACUUGUGGUAUGUGUGGCGCCCGAAGACCUCUCCAACCCUCGCACCCGACCAGCACUUCCACGAAGACGUGUCUGUCAUCGACGCCAGAGACCGAUGAUGGCUGCGAUCCACGCCCUCCACACUCGCCGCUCGAGAACUGUCUUCACUUCGACGACAAUCACUUCGGAGGUGAUCCACAACCGGAUGGACACAACACAGCAAUCGACGAAGGGACUGACAGUCAGUUUGUGGCCCACAAGAGAUCCAACAGCACCUCCAAAGAUAGUGAUGAGCAAGAGUUAGCCCCCGAUGACUGCCAUCAACGCAAGAAACACUUUGACGGCUACCUGACAACCGCACCGUCGUUUGUCAGUUGCAUUCGCCUCAAGAGAUCCAAUAGUAGUCCAGUGAACAGUCAAAUCAAUUUCUUGGACAAGACUUUUGUCAAAUGCAUCGGCAAGAAGAGCCAGAAGUGGUUGUGUCCCACGUGUGGCUUCAAGAAUAUCUCGACGUGCUCUGAGUGUGUCCACUGCCACCAAAUCAAGACCAACCGUCAACUCAUCAGUCAGUCGAGCGAAGAAUCUCACAAAUCAGUGCCAAUAGAGGAGUUGCGGUGGAAGUGCUAUAACUGCCAGUUCUCUAACCCACAGAAUCGCUACGAGUGUGUUGUCUGCAAUUGUCUCAGACUUGACACCGAUUUGUUCAAUACAAGCAAAGCCAUUGCCAACUCAAAUAUAUCGUCUAUCGUAUCGCCCAUUCAUUUCAACAGAACUUCUAUUACCAAGCAUUUGGUCGACUCGAAAGCCGAGGCCAAGUGGUCGUGUCUUAAGUGCCACUUCUUGAACAUCCCGUCAUCCAUCAGUUGUAUUAUAUGUGAUAAUUCCCGUCAAUUCAUUCCACUCUACGAUAAAAAGACAAAUCCUUUGCACCCGAAGAGUGCCGUUAAUGUAAGAGAAGCCAAAUUCAAGGAACGACUCAAAAGGCACGGCUCUGAAGGCUCUUCUAAUGGCGACCAAAGCGAUGGUUAUGAGGACUAUCUUCAGCACCAUUUAGUCAGUAAUAAUAGUCCCGAAACGCCCGCUCGUCUCAAGCGGAGCACUUCGUUCAGUGAAGUCACUUACGCUCUCAUCGGUGUCCAGAAGAAUAAAGUCUUAAAACAGAGUCAAUGCCUUCAGAAAGAGAGUUCUCUGAGUUCUGGCACUGAAUCGACGGACUCACCCACUCAUGCGACCAGUAGUUCAACGACAAUGACUGACCACAACAUCGUAGAUCUCACGCAAGACGAUGACAUGUAUGAGUCGUCCGACUGGUCCUGUAGUCAGUGUUCGUUCGCAUCCAAUAAAAGCUAUUCAUUAGUUUGCGAAAUGUGUGACAAGAGACGGUCCGACGAUAACGUGAAUACCGGUGCUCUAGGCAUUCAAAGACUGCAAUCAAUAGUUUUAAAUAACAAUCUAAUUAAUAGUAAUAAUAAUUUUAAUAAUCACACGAAUAAUAGUCAUUUGCGAAGCAAUAACUCACAGCAAAUAAUCUCAUCCAACGGAAUGCUGUCCAACGGCUGGACAUGUAUUAAGUGUACGUUAAUUAACUCAUUCGCCGAUAACUACUGUACGGCUUGUGGCGGAUCUAAACUCAACAGCACUACUGACAAGAACUUCUUGACUCUAAAGCCGAACGAGAGUUGGGUCUGCAGUCGAUGUACGCUCAGGAAUACCAUGGAUUCGACCACAUGUUCGGCCUGUGGUCACAAACGACAAGAUCUGAGGAACAGCUCCAUCGCCAUCAUCGAGGAUGACACUGAAGACGAUGAUGUGGUGCUCGUGAGGCCGACCGCCUCAGCCAAUGUCCACCGACGCGAUCUGACCCGAAACAAGUCGGAGUGGGAGUGCAGUGCCUGUACUUUCCUGAACCCUAUCGCCCGAUACAGCUGUGAGAUCUGCCAACAGUCGCGAAGUGUGCUGACUCUGAGGCCGGACUCGGCUCAUCUCAACACCAGAACUCCUUCCGCGAGAUGUGAUUCAAAUACGAGUACUUUAUGUCACGGAGAGAGCGAACUCAUGGAAACUCUGAGGCGUAUAGAGGAGGACGAGGCGCGCAAUCGAUGGGAACAUAUCGUCCACUUUUGCGGCAAAAUUAAAAGCAAUUUCGUCGACGACUCGUUCCCUCCGCUCCAGAAAUCUCUGUAUUAUAACAUCGAAGACAUCGCUAACAACCAUAACGUCACUCAAUGGUUGAGACCAAACGAUAUUAGGAGCGACGCCAACUCCAGUGUCCGGUGGGCUGUCUUUCGGACGCCGAUGCCGUCGGACAUAUCGCAGGGAAUUCUCGGCAACUGUUGGUUUCUGAGCGCUUUGGCCGUAUUGGCUGAGCGCCCGGAGUUAGUCAAGCGAGUGAUGGUUACCCGCGAGAUCUGUCCGGAGGGCGCAUAUCAGGUGCGACUCUGCAAAGAUGGCAAAUGGACGACAGUUCUGGUGGACGACCUCUUGCCGUGCGAUUCCAGGGGACAUCUGGUCUACUCUCAGGCCAAACGCAAACAACUAUGGGUUCCGCUCAUAGAGAAGGCGUUGGCUAAACUGCACGGCUGUUACGAGGCUCUCGUGUCCGGCAGAGCCAUUGAAGGCCUGUCCACACUUACGGGCGCUCCGUGUGAGUCGAUUCCACUGCAAUCGUCGACUCCGUCGUCAAACGAAGAGGGAAUCGAUGAGCACUUGAUUUGGGCCCAACUCUUAAGCUCCAGAACCGCUGGCUUUUUGAUGGGUGCCUCCUGUGGGGGCGGGAAUAUGCAGGUCAACGACAGCGAGUACCACGCCGUAGGCCUCCGGCCCCGACACGCCUACUCUGUGCUGGACGUCCAGGACAUAGACGGCAUCCGAUUGGUGCGAUUGCGGAACCCGUGGGGGCACUACUCAUGGAAGGGCGACUGGUCUGACUCGUCGCCCCUCUGGACACCAGUACUUCGCGAGAAACUCAUCCCUCACGGGGCGAGCGAAGGUGUCUUCUGGAUGUCGUUCAACGAUGUCCUCAAAUAUUUCGAUUGCAUCGACAUCUGUAAAGUGAGAUCCGAUUGGAAUGAGAUUAGACUUCAGGGAGUGUUGCCGUCAAACGCGUUGGACGUGGAGAACCUGGCGAUCGUCGAGUUCACUGUCGUGGAGGCCACGGAACUGGAGUUCAGUCUCUUUCAAGAGGGACAGCGAAGUGCUGAGCGCUCGCAGAGGAGUCAACUGGACUUAUGUGUAGUCAUCUUCAGGAAUGGCAACCCGUCUAAUGGAGGGGUCGGCAAACUCGUCAAACACAGCAAACGCCAAGUGAGGGGUUUUGUGGGCUGUCACGUGAUGUUCGAACCGGGGGUUUAUGUAAUCAUCUGUUUGGCGUUCAAUCACUGGCAGACCAGUAUCGAGAGUGUGGAACAGUACCCGAAGUUCUUGCUGGCGAUGCACAGCUCAAAGCGCCUGUUGGUCGAGACGGUGUCCCCUCAGAGCUUCAUAUUGGCCGACGCUAUCAUCAAUUUGACACUUUCUAAGGGCCAGAGACACGAGGGUCGAGAGGGUAUGACUGCCUAUUACUUAACCAAAGGCUGGGCGGGUCUGGUAGUGGUGAUCGAGAAUCGAUUCCCCGAUCGCUGUAUUCAAGUGAUCUGUGAUUGUUCGGAGAGCGUCAAUGUUGUGUCCACCAGAGCUACGCUAAGAACUGUGGACAGUAUACCCCCACUGCACAGGGAAGUCAUAAUAGUGUUGACGCAAUUGGAGGGAAGCGGAGGGUUCUCUAUAUCUCACAGACUCACACAUCGGGUCUCUUACACGAGUGGACUCCACGACUGGGGACCCGUCGGUACAAACCACGUGCCAACCAUUGAUCGUAAGGUGUUUGGUCUGCACUCUCCCCGACCCCUAUAGCUAUAGAUUCUCACGAACUCUACUUAACUCAUGUGUAAAUGUAUUGACAUUUAUGUUUAAAUCGUUUUUUGCAUUUUCAAUCUAUUUGUACUGUACAUGAAUGUAAUGCAUACAUAUUUUAGCCUUAUAUUACUUCAAAAUCAUUGCCGCAUA